Messenger RNA from Fusarium coffeatum, 1293 nucleotides. RefSeq lists its product as uncharacterized. The transcript is spliced from 2 exons. NCBI's taxonomy places the organism in Eukaryota, Fungi, Ascomycota, Sordariomycetes, Hypocreales, Nectriaceae. Bases 1 to 1293 code for a protein of 430 amino acids. The record is from RefSeq and is a predicted model, not a curated record.
AUGAGUGACCUCGCAGAGCAGCUUGGCCGCGGCCAGCCUGUUAGAAUCUCCGAACGCGACAAAUCGGGGAAUCUCUUACGCACAUGGAGUCAUACUCCUGACAAUCAGGUCGUUCUCGAGAGCAAGGCUCGCACCUCUCUGCUCCCCUCUAUGCGCGAAGUUUUCAUGCCUGUUGGAUACCCCCAUUCCGUAUCAAGUGAUUACUUCAACUAUCAAUUAUUUGACUCUCUGCAAGCUUUCUUUUCAACAAUCACUUCCCUCCUCGCGAACAGAGCCCUUCUGCAAGGGUUAGGUGUCGGCGAUGCCAACUCAUCCGCCACAUUUGCCAUGUUCCUCACAGUUCUCAAAGAUGCCGUCUCCCGCAUCGCCACGAUUGUUUUUGCUCACCGGUUUGGUCUUAGAUUUAAGCCGGACGCAAAGCGCUUUCGUUUCCUAGCGGACCUAUUCAACGACACUGCCUUCUUCAUGGAACUGUACAGCCCAUACCUUGGUUCCUACGGCAAGGUCCUCGCUCUUACCACCGGCGAGGCUCUGCGUGCGCUCUGCGGUGUCGCGGCGGGUGCGAGCAAAGCUGCGUUGAGCGUGCACUUUGCUAAGCAUGAUAACCUUGCUGAACUCAACGCCAAAGAAGCUAGUCAAGAAACAGCUGUCGGUCUUAUUGGUCUUGCUAUUGGAACUAUCAUUGUCCACUAUGUGGAGAAUCAUCAUACUGUUGUGUUCCUGAUGACAACUCUUGUACUCGCACAUUUAUGGAUAAACUACCUCGGCGUCACCAGUGUAUGUAUGGAUAAUCUCAACCGUCAACGCGCUACUAUCCUUUUCCAAGAGGUCCUCGAUACAGGCAAACUCUUAUCCCCCGCGGAGGUCUCCAAGCGCGAGAACAUUUUAUUCUGGAAACCAAUCGUCUACAACAAGGCUGGUGAUAUUGCCACCCGAAUCGAAAUGGCAGGAAGCUAUGGCGAGGCUUGCGCUUCCCGAUGCCACGAAACAGUCACCAUUCAUGGAAAUCGAAACAUCCUCUUCAUAACACCCGGUCACACAUACUCAAUCAAGAUCAUGCUUUGGGAAGAUUCUACUGCCAUUCACGCCAUCAGCGCCUGGUUCGAGGCUAUGAAGAUGGCCUGGGGUAUGGUGGGCGUGGGCAAGGAAAAGACAAUCCCAGGGAAAGAAGGCAAAGAAAUCUCCGACAAUGUUGCGCUUUGGGAUCAGCUACGUGCUAAGGGUUGGAACUUGGACUCCCAGGCCUUCGAGACACAGGCGGCUACUCGGCUGAACUUUGAGAAGGAUGAGUGA